Messenger RNA from Mugil cephalus (flathead mullet), 2271 nucleotides. Its product is annotated as high affinity cGMP-specific 3',5'-cyclic phosphodiesterase 9A-like. The transcript has 12 exons. Gene Ontology annotation, molecular function: 3',5'-cyclic-GMP phosphodiesterase activity. Gene Ontology annotation, biological process: cGMP catabolic process. The record is from RefSeq and is a predicted model, not a curated record. Bases 518 to 2155 code for a protein of 545 amino acids. NCBI's taxonomy places the organism in Eukaryota, Metazoa, Chordata, Actinopteri, Mugiliformes, Mugilidae.
GUAAUAAGAAUAAAGAGUGGAGUAUGUAAAAGAUAAAUAAUGAGAUAAAAAAGAAAAACAGAAUAAACAACGUGCAAGUAUUGGCAUAUGUACAAAAGUAAUUGUAUUAUAAAAAUAGACAUUUCCGCAGGUACAGGUGUAGGUCCAGGUAGACUGGAGAAUGUUUGUGCAAGGUUGCUUAGUCAAAACAUAAAAAUCAAAACGCUUUUACUACUAAAUGUAAAAAAGGAAGAAAUAUAAGUAAAUAUAAAAGUGCACAUUGGUUAUUGCACUAGAAUGAAUAAAAAGAGUUUCCCCAUUUCUGAUCUUGUCUUAUCUUAUCUUAUCUUAUCGUCAUUUAUAAGUUGCACGUACAAAUGGAAUUAAUAUUGCGUGUCUGGGUAGAAGGGUCUCAGCUUGCACAUGGAGCUGGUGUUGGAGCUUUUCGAGUCCUCUUCAGGUCUGAGGCCGGCCUCCUUCACUCUAGAGGUGGGCUUCAUGUCAGCUGCAGGUGCCUCCUUGCCCAUUCAAGGUGUGCAUGUCACUGUCAACAGGUCCCAUUUUCAUGUCUGGAGCUGGUCACGUCCCACAUGGCCCUGGGAUGACAACGAAAAUCAUUUAUUUCAUGGUGAAUGGGAAGCUGGAGAAAGCGGAGUUUGGUUGUGACUGCUCUGCUGCAGACGUCAAAGAUCUGUUCCGAGCAGCCGCUGAGGUGGAGCCGCACCACGUCCUCAAGAUGUACAACUGGAGAGGCAGCGUGGUGAACAUCUCGCCCCGGCUGGAGGCCAACACUCCGGACUCGUGCUACCGUCUGGAGGCCGUGGCCUCAGACCUGCACAGUGUGCCGAUGCCUCCGGAGCUGGACAGCAUGGAGCACAGGCUGAACCACCUGGAGACCAAAGUGAUUGAAGACGUGGGGAAGACUCCGGACGCCAUCUUUGAGCUGAAGAGCCAGGUGGAGUCUUUUAAGAGGAAGCUGGAGAGCGUCAAGCACCUGAGCUGGAUGGGUCUCUUCAAGGGAGACGGCAACCAGCAUCUCCCCAAGACCCCCCUGAAAGCCAGGACGCCUCAGCUGAGCGUGCAGGAGGAGCACCAGCGGGUCCGCAUGAAGUUCCUCAACAUGAGCUCUCUGCAGGUCACAGGAGAAGUACGAGAGCUUCUGAAAACUCCCAUUUUUGACAACUGGCAGUGGGAGGAGGCGGAGAUGCUGGUGCUGCUCCAGGUGAUGUACACAGACCUGGACUUCCUCACGGCCUUCCACAUCGAGCUGGAGGUGCUGCAGAACUUCCUGUUCCAGGUUUACUGCCACUACAACAACAUCCCCUUCCACAACUUCCAGCACUGCUUCUGUGUCACUCAGAUGAUGUACGGGCUGAUCUGGCUGACCGACCUCAGGAACAAGCUGGGACGAGUGGAGCUGCUCAUCAUGUUGACCUCGGCGCUGUGCCACGACCUGGACCACCCCGGAUACAACAACGUGUACCAGAUCAACGCUCAGACCGACCUGGCUCUGCGCUACAACGACAUCUCCCCGCUGGAGAACCACCACUGCGCCGUGGCCUUCGGCAUCCUGUCCAAGGUGCAUCCUGGCCACGGACAUGGCCCGACACAACGAGAUCCUCAACAGGUUCAAAGUCCUGCAGCCCGUGUUCGACUUCACCAACAGGGAGCACAAGGAAGUGCUGAUGAAGAUCAUGGUGAAGGUGAGCGACAUCUCCAACGAGGCCAGGCCCAUGGAGGUGGCCGAGCCCUGGCUGGACUGUCUGCUGCAGGAGUUCUUCAACCAGGUCUCUGUCCUCCGUCCUCCGUCCUCCGUGGUCCCGGCCCUUGGGCAGGAAGGGACGCGUGUCCCGCCUCAGACCAGGUAACAGACUGUCCUUCUCUGUCCAUUUCUCUGGCGCAGAGCGACUCGGAGAAACUCAAAGGCCUCCCAGUGACUCCCUUCAUGGACCGGGACAAAGUGUCCAAACCGUCCUCUCAGACCAACUUCAUCCGGUUUGUCCUCCUGCCACUGUUCACCGAGCUCACCAAGCUCUUCCCCUGUCUGGAGCAACACAUCCUGGAGCCGGUGCGCAGGGCCCUGGACUAUUACUCUGAUAUGGAGAGAGCCAGCAAGGAGGUGAAGGAGGAGGAGGAGGAGGAGGAGGAGGCCAAGCCUCCGACAGGAGGAAGAUGAGGAGUGUGUUUCUUUUGUUUCAGUAAAUAUUAACAUGUGAUUGAUACGUUACGUCUGCUCAGGCUGAAGCGUCUUGUGUUGUGUGGUGACCAGUAAUAAAACGUGACAAAGCUUUA